GAGUUUACAUACUUAUGCUAGAGGACACCUGUUAGAAUUCAUAUCCAGUGAUAUCUUGCCGAUAAUUUCUUUUUUCCGAAUCUCCGCUCAACAAAUCUUUGAGGAGCAUAUAAAGUUUGAUUUGGUCGAGCUUGCUGUUAGUUGGUAAAACCGUGUUGAUGCUACUGCAUCAAAGGUUUCAAGGAUAAGUUGUUUUCAAUCAUCUGUAAAUACUUUUUUCACUGAAAAUUUUAAUUGAUAUUGUUGUUGUUUUUAAUAUUUAAGACAAGUAGUCUGUAUUCUGUAUAUUUCAUUGAAGUAGAACAUGGAUAUACAAAACGUGGAAGAAAACCAAGAGAAGGAGAAGUAUCCAAAAGCAGUAUUCUUCAUUCUUGGAAAUGAAUUCUGUGAACGAUUUUGUUACUAUGGCAUGCGGACUGUCCUCACAAUUUACCUUACCGAAGAGCUUCUUUAUAGCGGCAGCAAAGCCACCAUAAUCUUCCAUUCCUUCAUUAUGCUUUCGUAUUUCACUCCUCUUUUCGGUGCACUCUUAGCUGACUCACUGCUUGGAAAAUUCAAAACAAUUCUAUACAUUUCAAUCGUUUAUGCUAUUGGAAAUGUGAUCCUUUCUAUUGGCAGCAUUCCUAAUGAUUUAAGUACUAUGAAGGCAGUGUCUUUAUUAGGCCUCUUUAUUAUUGGAAUAGGAACAGGGGGAAUAAAACCGUGCGUUUCUGCGUUUGGUGGAGACCAGUUUUCCAGCAGACAGGAAAAAGAACGGCAAAAAUUCUUUUCUGUUUUCUACUUUGCUAUAAACAGUGGUAGUGUACUGUCAACUCUGCUUACUCCUAUUUUGCGAGCGGAUGUCCACUGUCUAGGAAGUGACAGUUGCUAUCCACUGGCAUAUGGCAUUCCUGCAGCUUUAAUGGUUAUUGCUUUAAUCUUGUUCCUGAUUGGCAAGCCGCUUUACAAGAUGAAACCAGCUGAAGGAAACAUAUUCCAAUCGGUAUUUAAAUGCAUAUGUCAUGCUAUAUCAAGGAAAACAAAAAGCAAGGAGAAGAAGAAAUCUCAUUGGUUGGAUUAUGCUGAUGAUAAGUUUGAUAGAGAUCUGAUAAAAGACAUCAAGACACUUCUGCAUGUUUUAUGGGUGUUUAUUCCAGUGCCAAUAUUCUGGGCACUUUUUGAUCAAACUGGCUCAAGUUGGACAUUACAAGCCACCAAAAUGAAUGGAGAAGUUUUAGGAUAUCAUGUAAAGCCUGAUCAGAUGCAAGUCAUGAAUUCAGUCCUGAUUAUAGUUCUGAUUCCAGUAUUUGACUAUGCUGUAUAUCCAUUAUUCAGCAAAUGCAACUUAUUGAAAAAGCCCCUGCAAAGAAUGGCUGUUGGAGGAUUUUUGUCAGCUUUAUCAUUUGUUUUUGCUGGAUUUAUUGAAUUAGGACUUGAAAGUGGAUAUCCUGUAAUUCCAGGAGCAGGACUCUCGGAACUGACCAUAAUAAACAAUUCACCUUGUCACAUGAGGAUACUACAAGCAAAUAAUUCUGAAAUCAAAUUGGAUCGAUUUGAAUUUUCAGUUUUAAAUGAUAUCGCCAUGGGCAAAGAAAUAUCAUGGGAAUUUAUUCCAGAAAACUGUUCUGAAACCCGAUCUGUAACAAAGCAAUUUAAUACCUCUUCAUCUAUUGAAUCAAUGAUGAUAUUCUUACAAAACAAUGAAAUUCAAGUUAUGAAAACUUCAGACAGUAAACAACGAACAGAUGAUGGAGAACCAAAAAUAAAGCUAUAUUUUACCACAGACUUUGAAUUUUCAUCAAAUAAAACAUCUUUUAAACUUGACAAAUCUUCAAAUCAAAUAUACAUGAUGCCAAACAACACAAAUGAGCUUUUGACAUCAGGUGUGACAGAAUAUAGCAAGACAUCUCCUGGAAAGUACAAAAUAUACCUUCCACUAAAUGAUACUGCUCAUGAAAAAGAACCAGUGGGUGAAAUAGAUCUGAAAUCUGGAGGCAUUUACAUAGGUGUUAUUUAUCAAAGUUCAUCACCAAAUAUUUCAAAUUUCAUGGUUAUUUCUAUGGUAGAACCCAAUACUGUUUCUAUAUUAUGGCAAAUACCAUCCUAUGUAAUACUUACCACAGGUGAAAUCAUGUUUUCCAUCACAGGGUUAGAAUUUUCAUAUUCUCAGGCACCUCAAUCAAUGAAAUCAAUUGUACAAGCAGCUUGGCUACUCACAGUGGCAUUUGGAAAUCUUAUAGUUAUGAUUAUAGCCAAGCUAAGCCUAUUUGAAAAGAAGUCUUAUGAGCUGUUCAUGUUUGCUGUGCUUAUGGGCUUGGAUAUGCUUGGUUUCUCAAUCAUGGCAUACUUUUUCAAAUAUGUGGAGGGCAGUAAUUAUGGUUCUCCUAAGCCAGAUAAAAAUGGAAAAGACAAUGCAGCUUAUGAAGAAGAGACAGACUUUAAUAAAUGAAA
This is a messenger RNA of Argiope bruennichi, 2430 nucleotides long. Its product is annotated as solute carrier family 15 member 2-like. Gene Ontology annotation, cellular component: membrane. The transcript is spliced from 20 exons. Bases 305 to 2428 code for a protein of 707 amino acids. Lineage: Eukaryota; Metazoa; Arthropoda; Arachnida; Araneae; Araneidae. Gene Ontology annotation, biological process: oligopeptide transport; transmembrane transport. Gene Ontology annotation, molecular function: dipeptide transmembrane transporter activity. The record is from RefSeq and is a predicted model, not a curated record.